This is a messenger RNA of Puntigrus tetrazona (Sumatra barb), 1475 nucleotides long. RefSeq names its product myelin protein zero-like 2b (gene mpzl2b). Gene Ontology annotation, biological process: cell-cell adhesion. Lineage: Eukaryota; Metazoa; Chordata; Actinopteri; Cypriniformes; Cyprinidae. Gene Ontology annotation, cellular component: membrane. The transcript is spliced from 4 exons. Bases 182 to 781 code for a protein of 199 amino acids. The record is from RefSeq and is a predicted model, not a curated record.
CUUUCACAGAGAAGAGCAAAUAGUCUGAGUGGUGUAGCAUGGCCGCUGCCUUCAGGAGUGCCGAAGUUUAACUAAUAUUUAGGUACCGAGUGUAAAUACAGUAAGCGGCUAGAUAUACAGUUUACAGUAGGCUACUUACACUUAGAGGAGCUCUGAUAGCUCAUCCAGUAUUAUUUUUCCCAUGAGUCGAGUCUGGAUUUACCUGUUCUCUGCGCUAUGUGCGCUUGUCUUGACAGGUGUGCAUCAGGUGGAGGGGAUGGAGAUGUUUACACCCUCGGAGUUGGAAGCGGUCAAUGGGACAGAUGUAUGGCUCAAAUGUACAUUUAAAUCUACUCAUCCGCUCUCUGAAGAAAGAGUCUCUGUUUCCUGGAGCUUCCAACCGCUCGGAAACACGGCAGGAGAAUCGUUUUUUCACUACCAACAAAGGGCAUAUCUCCCGACAGCAGGCAUUUUUAAGGAUCAUGCUGUAUGGUCUGGUGAUAUAAUGAAGGGUGACGCAUCCAUCACGCUAAAGAAUGUGCAGUUCAGAUUUAAUGGUACCUACAGUUGCCAGGUCAGAAAUCCGCCCGACAUCCAUGGUUUUGUGGGCGAGAUCAGCCUCAGAGUCGUUGAAAAAGUUUCUUUCUCUGAAAUUGGAAUUCUGGCAAUAGCUGUGGGUGGAUCCAUUGGCGUUGUUCUCCUGAUCCUCAUCAUUUAUAUUGUUGUGCGGGUAUUCCGGAGACAGGAAGAUGACAUGGCUGUUGACAUGGAGAACUACAAAUCAAAAGAUCAGGUGCUGUGAAAGAGGAAACAUGACUCAGGGUUUUAGUGAGUCUGUGCUGUUAGUUUUCUGUCUGGACUCACCCAUUUAUAACUGCAAGUGAUUACAUAUUUCAACAGGAUUUUAUAAUUAUAUGAUAUAACUAUGUAGAUGGCAAACUGAUCGGUAGAAGCUUACUUUCUUCUACUCAUAAUUUUACAGAGAGAUGUUUUUAGUUAUCAUAACCUUUUUUAUUUUUUAAGGUGAGGUCAAAUUUUAUCCAUCUUUUGUAUUCUUAAAAAGAUUACAGAUAUUAUGUUUUUGUAUAUGCAUAUAUGUAUAGAUUUGAGUAUUGCUGCCAGUAAGUAGGUACAUGCCAUUCUUUAUUCUGCGUUUGUCUGUUGCACUGCUUUGAAGAAGUUUGUAUCAUCAUACAUACAGUAAACCUGUGCAAAAAAACCCUAACCAUUUAAGUGAGCAAUAUAAAUUCUAAAGCUAGUAACAUAUUUUGUAAAUAAAGGUGGAAGGGAUGGAUCAAAGAGAAACUGCCUGAAAAGAAAAUAUUGAACAAAUGUACUGCCCAUCUCAAAUCUUCAGUGUUCUGGAAUUCUCCUCAUCCUUUAAUCCUACUGUAUUUGUCUCUGUUUUAUUACAUUACAGCUGUAUAAGAUUUUACAAAUACAUUUAUAUUAGACACAUUUUAAAAAGUAAAUAAAAUCUUUGAUUUUUUGGUGAA